This is a messenger RNA of Oncorhynchus kisutch (coho salmon), 5116 nucleotides long. RefSeq names its product phosphatidylinositol polyphosphate 5-phosphatase type IV-like. Gene Ontology annotation, molecular function: inositol-polyphosphate 5-phosphatase activity; phosphatidylinositol-4,5-bisphosphate 5-phosphatase activity. Gene Ontology annotation, cellular component: nucleus; axoneme; Golgi apparatus. The transcript is spliced from 11 exons. Bases 371 to 2332 code for a protein of 653 amino acids. NCBI's taxonomy places the organism in Eukaryota, Metazoa, Chordata, Actinopteri, Salmoniformes, Salmonidae. The record is from RefSeq and is a predicted model, not a curated record. Gene Ontology annotation, biological process: phosphatidylinositol dephosphorylation.
AGAAUGGAAUCGGUCAGAGUGACAAUGAGCGGUAUGAUGUUGAUAUCGUGAGUGUCGAAAGCGCAAAAGGAGAAAGCUCUGUGGCUCUACAAGAUGUUGACGUAUGACGUGGAAAGCUGUGAUUUUCAGAGUAGGGCUCCGGAUAAAGGUGUCAUCUCGUGUCUCGUUUGACAUAGAGGCUGUGGGGUUAAGGGAUAACGUCCCAGGAGUGGUAGACGCACGUCGCUUGAAUUAAAUGAUGGAUGGAAAGAAGGAGCAAAGCCUAUCGGUUUGAUUAAGUGGUUCACCCGAUUUAUGUCAAACGUGGAAAUGUGAGAUGACCUUCCUUGCCAUGGUACUGACAGACAUCUGACAGAAGGUGCAGCCUGGCAUGAGGAUGACUGAGAAUGGGGAGGACAGCAGCCCCUCUCAGCCUGAUGGAGUGUUACCUCGUGGAGCUCCUGGUGGGAAGGAUCCAGGAGUUGGCAGUGACAAGAGGCCAGUGAACCCCUCUACAGAGGACAACAAACCCACCAAGCUCAUCGACACCCUGCAAUUCCCUCAGGAUGUACAAGACCAAAGCAGCAAGACCAGUCUCUACCAGCCGCGACCGCCCCUGCUGCCCAAGCCCCUUGCACUGUCGAAGGGAGGGAAGAGCGGUUCGAUGGAGGAGGUGAGAAGCAGAAGACUUAAGCACAGCCAGGAGAGUCUGACUGACCCAGCUGAGACUGGUUCCUCCACAGACUCUCUUAAGGAGGACUCGACAGUUACAGGUGUGUUCACCUUGAGCGGUGCUGCCACCUUAAGGAACGGACAGGGCUCCAUCGUUGGACCCCUCUUAACUCCUACAGGGUCCCCUGUCUUCAGGGCCAGGGGCCAGAGCCUCUCCGAGUAUGAGAGGAGGCCCCACGACCACCACGGUGACCCAGUGGAGCAGCGGGGGAGGCCCUUUAAGGUACGCCUCUCUCCCUUACAGCCAUCGGGUCCACUUCCUGCUCUGGAGCAGACCUUGGCGUCAGAGUCCUUAAGGACGGCUAAUCGGAUUGACAGGGAUUGCGUGGAUUAUGGCAUUGUGCCGGGGAGAGCUGGGCCUGAGAGGCUGCACCUGCACAGGAACCUGAGCGACAGCCGGCUUCUGGAUAACAUGGUGUUGGACAACACCUCUGUCAACUCCAUGAAGUCCACCUUCAGCGUGUUGAACCCUAUCAGACCCAGGGACGUCAGGAACAGGAGUUUUCUGGAGGGCAGCGUGCUAGGCAGUGGUGCCCUUCUGGGCGCUGAGGAGCUGGACCGCUAUUUCCCAGAGAGGAGAGUUGGCAUCUACAUAGCCACAUGGAACAUGCAUGGAGAGAAGGGACUUCCAAACAACCUAGAUGAUCUGUUGCUUCCGACAGACUCUGAAUUUGCACAAGACUUUUACAUCAUCGGAGUCCAGGAGGGAUGUCCAGACCGGAGGGAAUGGGAGAUCCGUCUUCAGGAGACUCUGGGGCCGUACUACGUCAUGCUCUACGCAGCCUCCCACGGGGUUCUCUACCUCACUGUGUUCGUCAGGAGAGACCUCAUUUGGUUCUGCUCAGAAGUGGAGCAUGCCACGGUCACAACACGCAUCAUGUCUCAGAUUAAAACCAAAGGAGCCGUGGGGAUCGGCUUCACCUUCUUUGGCACUUCCUUCCUCUUCAUCACCUCCCAUUUUACCUCUGGAGAUUCCAGAGUGUACGAGAGGAUUCUGGACUACAACAAGAUCGUUGAAGCACUUGCUCUGCCUAAAGUUCUUCCAGACACCAACCCUUACCGCUCCACAUCCUCGGAUGUGACAACACGGUUUGAUGAGGUUUUUUGGUUUGGGGACUUUAACUUCCGCCUGAGUAAAGACCGUGUGGAGGUAGAGGCCCUUCUAAACCAGAACCAGGGUGUGGACAUGGGUCCUCUUCUCCACCAUGACCAACUCUCCAAGGAAAUGAAGGAUGGUUCCAUCUUUAAAGGCUUCCAGGAAGCACUGAUUCAGUUCCUCCCCACCUACAAAUUUGACGUUGGCUGUGACGUGUAUGACACCACCUCUAAGCAGAGAACUCCCUCAUACACAGACAGAAUACUGUUCAGGAACAGGCAGGUGGGUGACAUCAAAGUGAUAAAGUACACCAGCUGUUCAAUGAUCAAGACGUCAGACCACCGGCCUGUCAUCGGCAUGUUCCAGGUCAAACUCCGUCCUGGAAGAGACAAUAUUCCUCUGGGAGCGGGCCAGUUUGACAGGAGUCUGUACCUGGAGGGCAUCAGGAGGAGGAUCACCAGAGAGCUGAAGAAGAGAGAAGCCACGAAGGACCAGGGCAGCAGCACCAUCUGCUCCAUCUCCUGAACCUGGACCAGAAUCAAUCUGACCCAGCCAUGAGGGACCAAAGGGAACCAGUCUUGUGGUUCCACUUCCAGCCCAGUCUGUGGGAGAAUCUGUUGGUUUUUGUCCGAGGCCUUGCAUCCUCGCCUGCUUUUGAAAAAAGGUCAAAGGUAAUCGAGGAGAGGAAACGUAGAAACAAAUGUGCUUGUAUGAAAUGACUCUCGUUCUCCACUUGUGUGUCAUCAGGCAAAUUACGUUGACGGGUAGAAUCCCCAAAUAAAUGUGUAAAUGGAUACAAAUUUAGCUAGUUGUGCGAAACAUUUUCUAGAUAAAAGUAGCGUAUAGUUUUUAAAUGUGUGCAUACUUUUCUCCUUUGAGAAAACAACAGCUGAUUCAAAAGGGGUGUGGUGGAUAUUAAAACACUAGCCCAGAAUACUAUUGUGCAACCUCUGCUGAAGUAAGUAAUGAGCAGACUCCUCCGUUCGCCUACUAACGAAUUGACACUCUCCUCGACCACUUAUCGCUUUCCGGGUCAGGGAGGAGAGGACGGACUUUUGUCUAAUUGAGAAUCUCCCUGUGAGUCAUGGAAGUCACGUAGGCUGAUCCAUGAGCGCCCCCUACUGAGAGCUGUUGGAACUGUCACUCAUGUGGUUUUUUUGGGGGGGGGGGCUGUUCUCAAAGGCAGGGACCUUGAGUUCAGACAGACUCCAGUCUGCAGACUCUGCAGUAAACGGGUCUAUUUAUACAGACCUAUAAACAAGACUGAACUGGGGAACCUGACAUUGAAGAUUGAAAGGUAAUCAGUCACCCGUGUGUGCUGGUUGACUGAUGUUGCUCUGAGUAUACUGUACUUAAUACGUUCUUUUUUUGUUGUUUUGAUUUUGUACAUUUAUUUAACAAGCCAGGAUGAUAUGGUCCAUAUGUAAUGUCACUUUUUACUUGGUGUACCUGUAUUCAAAGGCCUUGUCAAUGCAUUUUCAUCAAACAGCUCUUUCUUUGAUAUACCAAACCUUUGGGGUGUUCUUGGAUUUCCUCCAGUAAAGAAACUGACCCAUGAUUUCACAGAAAUGGACUUAUCCCUAUCAAAUUUAAGGGGAAUUUGUUAUUUUGAUGUUGCUUGAUGAACAUACAUUUCCUGCAAGUAUGGUGCUUAUUGAAUUAAGGCAUGGUGGCUUUUCUGGCAUUGUAUAAAAAAACAUGUGAUAUUUGUGAAAUAUCUUGCUUAUUAACAUAUUGUUUAAUAUCUCGCAUAAUGGAUACAGAACCAUCCUUUGCAAUGGUGAUGUGGAUCGUGUUGGAGCGGUUGAACUCUGGUUCAUUGCCUUAAUGUCAUCUGUCGUGACUAAAUUAAAUACUCAUGUAACUUAAUCACAAAAAAAUAUAUACUUUCCAUGUACUGUAUUGUGCUAACGAGGGGAAGAAGAUUCAUUGCAUGGAGAUCAAUGGUUCUGGUGUAAUGGUGAAUCAUGAGUUCUCAUUCACUUUAACGCUCAGGGCAAGUGCCUGUGAUCUUGUUUGUGAUUUUUCUCAGGACUCCAUAUCUGUGGGUCUUUUAUAACAUGAUUUGUGAUGUAACAUCACAUAAGCUGUUUGGAAUGCUAUUUCUGUUUUAUUUUUGAGAUUGUGAAACAAAUGUCUUCUUCUGUCAUCUGAAGUGGACAUUAAAUAUCCCUCAAAGAAUGGCAGUAUAAUUGUUUUAUAAAUGCUAAUUCAUGGCAAUAAUUCUUAAUUCACCAGAAACAAAUCUCCAAUUGGGCUGAAUACAGAUACACAUAUGGGUCAUCACAUUCAUUAUUUUCACUUUCAAGGACGCAGAGAAACCUUGGUUUGAAAUUAAAUUUAAGAUUGUGGCAGUAUUCUGAAACAAAGUGAAAAAGCUAAAUACAUGAUUACAAUGUAGAGAAGACACAUACCACUAUAUAGCGAUAUAGUUUUGGAAAUGAGAAAUAAAUGUAAAGAUUUCUCUGGCACCUGAAAUGAUAUCAGCUCACACACACAGUACGAUAUACAUUGAGUGUACAACACAUGAACACCUGCUCUUUCCAUGACAUACUGCCCAGGUGAAAGCUACUAUCACCUGUUAAAUCUGCUUCAAUCAGUCUGGAGAUGAAGGGGACAGGUUGAAGUAUUUUUAAGCCUUGAGGCAAUUGAGACAUGGAUUGAGUAUGCGUGACAUUCAGAGGGCGAAUGGGCAAGACAAAAUAUUUAAGUGCCUUUGAAUGGGGUCUGGUAGUAGAUGCCAGGUGUACCGGUUUGAGUGUGUCAAAAACUGCCAUGCUGCUGGGCUUUCCAAGCUCAACAGUUUCCCAUGUAUGAAAGAAUGGUUCACCACUCAAAAGACAUCCAGCCAAGUUGACAAUUGUGGGAAGCAUUGGAGUCAACAUGGGGCCAGCAUCCCUGUGGAACACUUUCAACACCGUGUAGGGGGGUGAAACUCAAUUAGGAUGGUGUUCUUAAUAUUUUGUACACUUUGUAUACACAGAUGUCAAAACAGUGAUAUAGUGGGUUGAAUGAAAGAAUAUAGCUUAGAAUACUAUAACUACACAGCAUCAUACAGGAGGUCUAAUUUCAGUCUGGAUAAGUGGAAAUCAAUGUGUACCUAUCUUCAAGAAACAGCCUCAAUGUUGGUGACACUAAUCCAAACAUCUCAUUAUCUCUGCUGUACACAGGUGACUAACUCAGCCAUAUGUGUAAGGGACAUUUUGACAGAAGUGCUUGCAGUUAGUCAGAUACGUCUCUCUUAGUAUUGUCACCGUCUGCUGAAGAUGACAAGGCUUUGGGUGAGACUCCAGCCUCUGAAAUGUAAUU